Molecule: messenger RNA, 3222 nt
Organism: Durusdinium trenchii
Lineage: Eukaryota; Dinophyceae; Suessiales; Symbiodiniaceae
Source: the annotation of a GenBank genome assembly
AUGAGCUGGUAUGGUCGAGCUAUGACGUAUGUCUUGCCACCGCUGCCCGCGAUCACCACCGUGGCUGGCACGGGCGUUGGAGCGCUGCCUAGCCCUGAGGAUCUGACGACGGCGCAGAGCGCGACAGCGAGCACUCUGCGGACACCAUCAGGUUUGGUCUUGGACGUCGCCUCGCAGCUGCUCUACAUCGCCGACACCGAGAACGGCCGCGUGCGGCGCCUGGAUCUGGGCGCCGGCACCAUCAGGACGAUCGCUGGUGGCGCCACCACGGAUGAGGUGACGGAUGGCCUUGAUGCUGCCAGCCGCAAGCUCUUCCGGCCGAUGGGCUUGGCCUUGGACAUCACGAGGGCGUUGCUCUAUGUCACGGACUUCCAUUUGAACCAACUUCGCCGCAUCGAUUUGAGCUCCCACAUCCUCACUGGAGGCACGAUCACCAGCGUGACGGGCGCAGCGUUGGGUGCGGGCUUCGAGCUACGUUUGCGGAAUCCCAUGGGGCUCGUGCUGGACUCCAGCACUCAGCUGCUGUACGUGGCGGACGCCGGACAAGCGCGGCUGCGGGUGGUGAACCCUUUGGAGUCGUGUAGUGCAGAGCUGCCACCGCAGUCCACACUGCAGCCAUGUGGACAGCCGGGGGUCUCUGAAGCCGACUGCUUGUCUUUAGGAUGUUGCUAUGAGAGCAAUUGCGGGCUACCUCCCAAUCCGGAUGGUCGGGACACGCCCGGCUUUCAACCGGAGGACGUGCUGACGAGGGUGGAUGGUGCCAAGCUGGAUCCACCGAUCUCCUUUGUGAACUCAGGAGGCCAGCAGUGCUGUCAUCCCAAUCUCCGCGCGAUGAGCACGCUGGAUGUCACGCCGUGGCCGCAGGGCCUCGCGUUGGAUAGCGGCACCAACAUGCUUCCGAAAGCUCCAACGUGUGCUGAGCGCGCGCGCCGGAGCACCGCCGGAGCACCCACGGCCCUUCGAUGCACCGCGAGGGCGAAGGAGUCGCACGAGAAAGAGCUGGAUUCUCAGAUCUGCAGAGAUCUCAUGGAAGUAAGGUCCUUGGGCUCGGCCCUCUCAGGUCCACGCCGGGACCGGCAUUCCACCAUCCACGCGGCCACGUACAGUCCAGGUUUCACGGGCGAAGCAGCCGCGCCGCAGACCACCUGCUGGGGUCACCACCGUGUGAAGAUCGGACGUUCAGAACUCAAGAUGACCCAAUGGCGCUGUGAUGCGGACUGGAAUCCCUGUGGAGUACGCAGCUGGUGGUCUCAGACCACGGACAGCGUAGACCGUGAAGAUCCUGAAUCUUUUGUGUCCUCCAUCGGACCCAGCCCGGAACCGGAGGCCUUCACCAUGCUGACUGCGGCGCUGCAGCUCCUUCCGGAGCGCAAGAGCAACUAUCCACGCGCCAACUCUUGGAACCUGGUGAAUGGUGUGCGGAUCGAGCAGAAGGAAGGGAUCUCCUUCGAUAAGCCAAAGUUCGUCAAGGUGAGCAAGCUACCGGAUGUGUGGCGCUCCGGAUCACUGCCGGACAGCGAGACGCGGGAAGUCUUCAAGACGGAUGUGGUCGAGCUGGAGACCCAGGAACUGCCCGCCUGGGAUGCCUUUGACCGUCACGUCUUGCGCUUCAGCGGCUACUUCAAGGAGUCGGUCGUGGAAGCGAAUUUGGAGAAUCACCGCGUGCGAAAAGCGAUCAUCUACUACUAUUUGGAGGAUGACACCUGUCAGAUCCAAGAGCCCAAAGUCGACAACAGCGGGAUGCCACAAGGUCAGCUGAUCCGACGACAUCGCUUCCCAUCCCCGGAGGGUGGUUACUUGAGGGCCGAGGAUCUGCGAGUGGGAACCAUCCUGCAGAUCUAUGGGCGCCACAUCUUCAUCACUGACUGUGAUCCCUUCACAAGGGAGUACUUUGAGCAGCUGGGCAUUCCGCAAGGGCCGACGGAGCCGGAGGAAAUGGAUCCUUUCCAAGCCACGCGCGAAGCGAUGAAGAACCAUGCAUCGACCCAGCCUCGAACUUAUGAGAAGAUCUACAGAGAGGUCAUGCUGGGUGGCGGGCAUAUCAAUGCGGACAUGCAGCAGUUCUUGGAGAAUGACAAGAAGGUUCUCCGUUUCUACGCGGUCAUGGAUGAUGUGUCCACGCCACAGUUCGAGCGCAGGCCGUUUACCAUCAUGUUCUUCUUGGCGGAUGACACCUUAGAGAUCUCCGAGCAGUACCCGCUGAACUGCGGCAGGGAGAACUUUCCGAUCUUCUUCAAGCGUGGGAAGAUCCCCUUUGGACCCUACAAGGUGGAGGGACCCCAGGCACAAGCUCGAAAGAAGCAUGAGUUUGUGCAUGGCCACGACUUUCGGGUGAAUACUACGGUGCAGCUCCUGGGGAACUAUUCCUUUUUCAUCUAUGAUGCAGAUGAGUCCAGAGCUCAGAUGCACCACACCACGUUCACGCGGAACUACUUCCGCACGCAGCUGGGCGAGGAGCUGGAGCCCAUGGUCGACGUCCGCCUGCCCGAGCGCGCCGUGCCCAGGGCCAAGACGCCGCCCUACACGGGCUAUGGAAGCUGGGAAGAUUCCAUGGGCUCGGUGACGCAUAUCGUCCCCAAGUUGCCCAAGAAGGACUUAGUGAAGCUCUUCCAGCAUGAAGGCAAAGUGCUACGCUUCAAGGCAAGGUUUGCCAAGCCAAAGCCCGAAGAUGCAGAUCGCUUGUUCGUCAUUAGCUUCUACCUGCAGGAUGACACCUUGGCCAUCCAUGAGCCGCCACAACGGAACAUGGGUAUUGUCACCGGGCGCUUCUUAGAGAAAGGCAUUCACCUGAAUCAGAUCACCGGGGCCUUCUUUCAGCCCAACGAUCUUCUUCCAGGCAAUGUCAUCAAGGUCUACAACAACGAGAUGCUCAUCUUGGACAUGGAUGAGUAUUCCCGGAAGGUCUUUGAAGAUCCUGAUACUUUGCUCCGGAAGUUCGACUUGGAAGCGGUGCUGCAGAAGUUGAGGGACUCCAUGCGCCAGCAGUAUCCACUGAUCCGCGAUAUCUUCAGGCGCUUCGAUGGAGAUCACGAUGGCGUUCUCACGGUGUCCGAGUUCCAGCAAGCCCUGGAGAAGUUUGGAUUCCAACUGGGCCCAGAGGACGUCUUGAAGAUCAUGAGGCACUUCGAUUCGCGCAGGGACGGCCAGGUGAGCUACAACGAGUUCUGCGACGCCUUGCCCCUUGGGCCGGCGAAUUGGGGUCUCGCAGAUUCUGAGGAUUAG